AUCUAAGAGGAAUUAACCACUUCAUAUGCUGUUAUAGGAAAAUAAUCAACACCCCAUUGCUGAUUAUUUUCCCAGUGUUUUAUUCCAUGCUUACUAGAGGGAUGACUUGGUGACCAUAGUAACCAUGGUCUGGUUUUUUUCCCCACCAGAAAAUUGCUACUUUUCACAAGCAUCUUGCAUUUGUCUGUGUGCUCUGCAUUCUCUGUCCUCUCUUCUUCAUUCCUCCAUCUAUCAGAUAUAAUAAACUCUCUCUGUCUUGUUCUUUCUCUCUAUCCUGUAUGGUUGAAUAGACAUGCUUGUUCCCAUUAGCAAAGAGAACAUGGCUGUGUUUGUUUUGCUCUCACAAAUGGGUAAUGGUCAUAAGACCAGGCUUCUGUACAAAAAAUACACACAUACCCACACACACACACACACACACACACACACAAGUCAUAUGAGCGAGGCUUGCCCACAGAGCCAAAGACACAGUAAUGGAGGAUUUGCAAUGGAGGCUCCGGUUCUGGGGUUCUCUGUGUGUGAGAAAAUGCUGCUGGUGUUGUGGAAGACAGAAAGAGAUAGAAGAGAGACAGGAACCUGUUUAUGAGAGAAAAGAAGAGUUUGGAGUACAAGAGAUGUCCUCAAGGAGUUGGAGUGUCUCGUCUCUGCCUGCCCCUGAGCUGGGAGAGUUGGAUGGUGUGGAAACUCCUCAGCCUCAGUGGUUUCACACUCUACAAGUGCGCAGGCUCCGAGCACAGAGAGGACGCAGCAACAGUGACCCACUAGGCGGAAAGAACUUUCAGCCAGAGUUUCAAUGGAACACAGGUCUGCAGUUUGGAACGGCGAAUUCAUACCUGAACCUGGAGAAACUAGGAGAGGGUGCAUACGCUACAGUAUACAAAGGAAUAAGCAGGAUAAAUGGGCAUUUGGUGGCGCUGAAGGUGAUCCGAAUGAAAACAGAGGAAGGUGUUCCAUUCACUGCAAUCAGGGAGGCUUCUCUGUUAAAAGGCCUCAAACACGCCAACAUCGUCCUGCUCCAUGACAUCAUCCAUACACGCGAGUCCCUCACCUUCGUCUUCGAGUACGUGCAAACAGACUUGGCUCAGUAUAUGAUCCAGCAUCCAGGAGGACUUCACCCAUGGAAUGUUCGCAUCUUCAUGUUCCAGCUGUUGCGAGGUUUAUCGUACAUCCACAGCAGGAGGAUUCUGCAUCGAGAUCUUAAACCUCAGAACCUGCUCAUCAGCUACUUGGGCGAACUCAAACUGGCAGACUUUGGUCUAGCCAGGUCCAAGUCGAUCCCGUGCCAGACGUACUCAGCAGAAGUCGUGACCCUGUGGUACAGACCACCUGAUGUUCUCCUGGGCUCCACAGAUUAUUCUACAGCACUGGAUAUCUGGGGCGCAGGCUGCAUUUUCAUCGAGAUGCUACAGGGGGUGCCAGCGUUCCCCGGCGUGGCUGAUGUUUUUGAACAGUUGGUGAAAAUCUGGAGAGUUCUCGGCGUGCCCACGGAGGAGAGCUGGCCGGGAGUGAGCGAGCUGCCAAACUAUAAAGUGGAAUGGUUCCUGCACUGCAAACCCCAGCAAUUCAGAGAUGUCUGGAAAAGAUUUGCACAGUUACCCUAUAAGACGGAGGACCUGGCGCAGCAGAUGUUGACGAUGAUUCCCAAAGAAAGGAUUUCAGCCCAGGAUGCGUUACACCAUCCCUACUUCAACACUCUGCCACCGCCUGUGAUGCAGCUGCGAGACACUGUAUCCGUCUUCAAGGUGCCUGGAGUGAGGCUGGAAACGGAAGUGAAUGAUAUCUUCAGCCCCAACAGACGGAUGAAAUCUUUCCUCAUGCCCCAGGGGAAAUGCUGGUGAUAGGCUCCUGCUGGCCCCCAUCGACCGCACAGAACUUUUCAGAAGAGGAGGAAAGAAAAAACAAACUCUUGGUAAUGGAGGGUCAUCAUGGAUUCCUCAUUAGCAAGAAUAAUAGAACAAUCCUGAGUGUUGCUUUUAAAGGCACCAUCCAUUUGCAGUGACCAUGCAGUGGUCAGGUCUUGGGAAGGAUGGGAUGGAUGGAUGGAUGGUUGGUAUGGAGGACGUGCUGGAGUCAGGAUGUUCUUGAAGCUGUGGUAUUGAAAUCAGUGAAUGACUUGGCAUAAGCAGCACUUUGAUAUAGCAUACAGAGGUGUCAUCAUCUACAGUUUAGCCGUAAUAUUUUGUAUUUUGUAGUAUUUUGAUGCCUGAAAACUUGAGAACAAGUUCAAAUAAAAAUGAACGCGGUGAAAAAACGAAUUCACGGAAAGAGGAAAGACAUGAAAGAUGCACAUUUCCAUCUGGUAGUGGUUACUUUUGCUUUGCUUAGUGAACUUUGACAAGCAGCAGUCUUGCGAGCCAAUAGGUAACAAGAAGGCGGGGCUGUGGUGUCUUUGGUUGGUAAAAGAAUUGAGGAACUGCCUCUUAUUAACUAUCAGGUAACACCAGACAAUUGCCUCGCUGCUUUCUCACUGUUGCUUGGUGCACAUCUGAAAAAACUGUCUAUCUCAUCCAUGGACAAAUGCUAGAGUUUCUAGUUAGCAAUGUUGGCAUCUCUGUAGCAUAUAAUUUCUGUAGCUUUUGAAAAUAUUUCUCUGAAAGACCUGUUAACAUGGAAUAAAGUGAGCCAGAGAGAGAGAGUGAGAGAGAGAGAGAGAGAGAGAGAGAGAGAGAGAGGGGUUAAACAUCUUUCACAUAUGCACACUGACCCAUGAGUGUUAAGGCAAAUUGCAAAUUGAAAGGUCAUGGCCAUAUGGGAAAAAGAGCUGGAGCCAAUCCCAGAUUCUCCCAGAGAGGGAGAAAAAGAGAGAGAGAGAGAGAGAGAGAGAGGGAGAGAGAGAGAGGGGGGCGAUGAACAAUACUUUCCUGGAAGUCCUUCAUUCUUCCAAAUCCUUUCAGGUGAUGUGUCUUGUUAUAUUUCAUGGUCCUGUCUGAAUGCUCCCUCAGUUUAACAUCUUAUUGUGCAAUUUUUGUGCAGCAUUUCGCCUGUAUGCUGUGUAAGUGUUAUCUAAACGAAUAUUUUUUUACAGAUCUUUGUGCAAAAAAGGAUAACUCUGUGUCGAAUGGAUUUCUUUAGCCAUGUUCUCCUGUUAAUCAGGAGUGUUUAUUGGUACUUACUGCUGGCUGAUUAAAAUCCAGGUCCAGGAGUAUAAUGUAGGAUCAUCUCACAUACCGUUCCAGCUGUUGGAGCAACAUCUGCGUUCACUGAUGACCCCAAUCAUCGGCCGUAUGACGAUUUCAUAUCCGUACAGGUGUGUAGCAUGUGAGCAGAGCUUAGCCAGUGUCGCAGAUGUGUAUGUAUUAGUCCAAAUGCUUAAUUCUGUUCCUGUUUGAAUAAAUAUCGCUCUCAGAC
Messenger RNA from Pangasianodon hypophthalmus (striped catfish), 3345 nucleotides. It is a transcript of the gene cdk15, whose product is annotated as cyclin-dependent kinase 15. The transcript has 13 exons. Bases 471 to 1835 code for a protein of 454 amino acids. Gene Ontology annotation, cellular component: nucleus; cytosol; cytoplasm. NCBI's taxonomy places the organism in Eukaryota, Metazoa, Chordata, Actinopteri, Siluriformes, Pangasiidae. The record is from RefSeq and is a predicted model, not a curated record. Gene Ontology annotation, molecular function: cyclin-dependent protein serine/threonine kinase activity; ATP binding; cyclin binding. Gene Ontology annotation, biological process: protein phosphorylation.